Molecule: messenger RNA, 2523 nt
Organism: Hippopotamus amphibius kiboko
Lineage: Eukaryota; Metazoa; Chordata; Mammalia; Artiodactyla; Hippopotamidae
Gene: BTBD2
Product: BTB domain containing 2
Exons: 9
Coding region: 10-1605 (531 amino acids)
Biological process (GO): neurogenesis
Cellular component (GO): P-body; cytosol
Molecular function (GO): protein binding
Source: RefSeq, a predicted model, not a curated record
ACCGACAAGAUGGCGGCGGGUGGGAGCGGCGGGCGCGCGUCGUGCCCGCCGGGGGUCGGCCCGGGAGCGGGGGGCGGCCCGGGGCCCAGCGCCAACGCCGCCCCGGCCCCCGGCAACGCGGCCGCCGCCGCCGCCGCCGCCGCCGCCGCCGCCGCCGCCGCCGCCGCCCCGGCCCCCGCCGCCCCCGGGCCGCCCGCGCCGGGACCGGGGCCGGUGGCGGGGUCGGGGCCGGGCGCGCAGGCCGCGGCGGGCGGGGAGCGGGCGGCCGAGGAGCCGGGGGCGGCGGCGCUGCUGCGCGAGCCCGUCUACAACUGGCAGGCCACCAAGCCCACGGUGAAGGAGCGCUUCGCCUUCCUCUUCAACAACGAGGUGCUCUGCGACGUGCACUUCCUGGUGGGCAAGGGGCUCGGCGCGCAGCGCAUCCCGGCGCACAGGUUCGUGCUGGCCGUGGGCAGCGCCGUCUUUGACGCCAUGUUCAACGGGGGAAUGGCCACCACGUCCACCGAGAUCGAGCUGCCCGACGUGGAGCCCGCCGCCUUCCUGGCGCUGCUCAAGUUUCUCUACUCGGACGAGGUUCAGAUCGGGCCGGAGACGGUCAUGACCACGCUGUACACCGCCAAGAAGUACGCGGUGCCGGCGCUGGAGGCCCACUGCGUGGAGUUCCUGAAGAAGAACCUGCGCGCGGACAACGCCUUCAUGCUGCUCACGCAGGCGAGACUCUUCGACGAACCGCAGCUCGCCAGCCUGUGCCUCGAAAACAUCGACAAGAACACGGCCGACGCCAUCACGGCAGAGGGUUUCACGGACAUCGACCUGGACACGCUGGUGGCAGUGCUGGAGCGCGACACCCUGGGCAUCCGCGAGGUGCGCCUGUUCAGCGCCGUGGUCCGCUGGUCCGAGGCCGAGUGCCAGCGGCAGCAGCUGCAGGUGACGCCCGAGAACAAGCGGAAGGUUCUGGGCAAGGCGCUGGCGCUCAUCCGCUUCCCGCUGAUGACCAUCGAGGAGUUCGCUGCAGGGCCCGCGCAGUCAGGCAUCCUCGUGGACCGCGAGGUGGUCAGCCUCUUCCUGCACUUCACCGUCAACCCCAAGCCGCGCGUGGACUUCAUCGACCGGCCCCGCUGCUGCCUCCGAGGGAAGGAGUGCAGCAUCAACCGCUUCCAGCAGGUGGAGAGCCGCUGGGGCUACAGCGGCACGAGCGACCGCAUCAGGUUCUCGGUCAACAAGCGCAUCUUCGUGGUCGGCUUCGGGCUCUAUGGCUCCAUCCACGGGCCCACGGAUUACCAAGUGAACAUCCAGAUCAUCCACACGGACAGCAACACGGUCCUAGGCCAGAACGACACGGGCUUCAGCUGCGACGGCUCCGCCAGCACCUUCCGAGUCAUGUUCAAGGAGCCGGUGGAGGUGUUGCCCAAUGUCAACUACACGGCCUGCGCCACGCUCAAGGGCCCGGACUCCCACUACGGCACCAAGGGGCUGCGCAAGGUGACGCACGAGUCGCCCACGACGGGGGCCAAGACGUGCUUCACCUUCUGCUACGCGGCCGGGAACAACAAUGGCACGUCCGUGGAGGACGGCCAGAUCCCCGAGGUCAUCUUCUACACCUAGGCCGCCCGGCCCGCACGUCCGCGGGGGUGGGGGCGCCUGGCCUGCGCAGCCCCCCGGCGCAAGUGGGCCGCCCCGUCCCGCGCCGCGCCCGCCGCCCGCCCCGCCUCUUCCCGGGCGCCAGGAGGACCCCUCUCUCCGCGCGGAGCUGGCUGCCCGUUCUGAGGGGGCGGGGGGCGGGCGGGGCGCGGAGGGCAUCCCUCAGGACGUGGGGGCGGGGCCGGCCUGACCGCCCUGCAGCGCCGGUCGCCUGCCCAGCGGCCGCCCCCAGGACUCCUGUGGGGCCGCCCCGUGUUUGUUUCAGCUGCGCGUGGCGAUGCGUCUUGGAGCCCGUUUCUCUGGUAGGAGACCACGUGCGGGGCCCCUGGUAGGUAUGGGUGGGGGCCUUGGGUUCCUCUGUUCUGUUCACUGGGGACGCUCAGGCCACCCUGACCUGCCCCUAGGACACGGGCUCGAGCCCCCCCCAGAAGUCUUGCAGGCCGGCUUCCUGCCAGGCCCAGGCCCAGCUUGUGGGCCCAGUGAAGGACCAUCCUUGUCCAGUCCCUCUGGACGCCCCCCCACCCCCCAGCCCCUGCAGCUGUGGACACCGGUGGCAGACCCUGUGUGCCUGGGAGGGGCGAUGCUGUGGUCCAGCCAGGGGCCACAUCCCACCAGCCCACCUGCACAUCCUGUAGCCCCAUCCCCAGCCCCCAGCCAGCGCUCUGCCCAGAAGUGCUGGCUGGAGGGCGCAGCCCCUCCCCAGCCCCCAGGUACGGCUCCCUCCCCACCCUCAUGUUUCCACCUGGAGCCUGUGUCCUCCCCGAAGCCAUGGAAGGUGUGUCCUCACACCACAUCCCAAAAUGUCUUUUUUUAAAUAAAGGAAAGAAACAUACCAGCCCUGACCCCACGUGCUGCUUCCCGUCAGAGCCGGCGGGAUGGGAC